AUGCCUCACAAUCCCAGAGCUCAUGCUGAAAAGCUGCCGCGGUCGACAGCCGAAAAGCAGCCCUGCGACAGGGCACCCUCACACGCCAUGCCGCCGCCGCUCCUCAGAAUCCCGGGCGACCUUCUCCUCGUCAUCUUCAACGAGGGCGAUAUCAACGACAAAGCUGCGCUGGGGCGGGCUAGUCGCUACCGGUACGAAAAGCUGAAACCUCCUCUCUAA
Messenger RNA from Gaeumannomyces tritici R3-111a-1, 219 nucleotides. RefSeq lists its product as hypothetical. The record is from RefSeq and is a predicted model, not a curated record. Bases 1 to 219 code for a protein of 72 amino acids. The transcript has a single exon. Lineage: Eukaryota; Fungi; Ascomycota; Sordariomycetes; Magnaporthales; Magnaporthaceae.